This is a messenger RNA of Seriola dumerili (greater amberjack), 1496 nucleotides long. Its product is annotated as coiled-coil domain-containing protein 106-like. The record is from RefSeq and is a predicted model, not a curated record. The transcript has 5 exons. NCBI's taxonomy places the organism in Eukaryota, Metazoa, Chordata, Actinopteri, Carangiformes, Carangidae. The coding region runs from base 180 to 1187 and encodes 335 amino acids. Gene Ontology annotation, cellular component: nucleoplasm.
CACCGCCCCUCCCUCAGACAUGCCUGUUGUGGUCCCGCAUUUUUGUUACUCGUCUCUGUUUAUAUUUAUGAAAAACGGGACGUUUUAGACGAAGUGAGUUCCCGGCGUUGAGCCAAACAAACGGAGGAACAUCACCGGCGUCAGCCCCGUUCACUGGACUCUCUUGAAGGUCUGAAGAGAUGUCGUCCGUGUGGCAGCAGGAGCCGUCGGGUUACUCCCCCUGCGUAGAGAUCGACUCCAGCUCCGUGAGGACCAAGGACAGGCUCAGCUCUCCGGCCUGGCUGAAGCAGGAGCAGGAUGACCUCCGCAUCAUCAAGUGGGAGAAUUUUCAGUCAGGAGCCUCGACAGACGCCGUCCAGGACAACACACCCAGCAGCGCCAUGUCAGCUGCCUCACAUGUAGAAAGCCUGCCCCCAAGGGUGCUGCUGACUAUCACCAAGCUGCAGUGCAUGCUGGAGAGCAAACAGGAGCGCAUUGCUGCGCUGGAGAGACAGGUGGAGGACCUGAUGCAGGACCGCAAGUUCCUGAGGAGCCAGAUCGAAAACCUCACAAGCAACCGUUCCAUGCCGACGUUCGCUUCGCCCAGUCCAGUGACGGAAGCCAGUAAACCCAGCAAAGUGCAGCACUCAGAAAACAAAUCUCGCAAGAGAGAAAGAGCUUCCUCCAGUUCGUCCGACACCAGCGACAGCGGCUCUGAAGCGUCCGACUCAUCCGAAGUGUCCGCGGCCUCGAGUGAACACAAAAGGCGGAAACACCACAAGGACAAGAAACGGUCAAAGAAAGGGAAGGACUACAGCAGAAAGAGAGCCACAGGUGUCCAGUACGUCAUCCACCGCUACAAACAGGUCCUGACCGCCUUCAUCAAGAAGAAGAGCAUGAGCGAGGCCUUCCGCCACCUGGGAAUCGACCGCAACACCAUCGCGAACACGGCGUCGAUCGCCGAGCUGCACCUGGCCGGCAAAGACAUGGUCCCCUUGGUGGGCAUGUUUCGCCAGGGAGAAGAGACUCUGGUCAGCUACGCCCAAAGGUGCACCUUGGUCAUCGACAGCGACGCCGACCUGUCCAGGAGGAUAGACGAGAUGAAAGCCAACGGCGAGCUUCUGCCCAUCUCAGGGAAAAGGCCGAGGGUGUUACAUUCUCACCUCCAGCAGCUGGGGGGUGCUACAGAAAGCAUUUUAAUAGGUUGAUGAUUAUUUAAUUUCCUGAAACAUUACGGGCCUUCACAAAAUAAUGUUCUUUUGUUUGUUUGUUUUCCCUCAGUCUGAACUGCUGGAUUUAAAUGUUUUAUGUCUUAUUGUUGCAUAUCUUGAAGUUGCUUUAUGUCUCAAGGGGACCAGAAAGUUGGAUUAUUUUCAGUAUAUCAAUAUGCAUUUUAGCAGUUACACAUUUAGGAUGUAUAUUUUGUACUUGAUAGCCAUAGAAAUUUAUUUACAGCUGCUUUAAAUAUUGGAAAUAAUGGAUCUUUUUUAUUAUUAUUUAAAAGAUGUGUGUGUAGU